CGCCGGAAGAAGGCGACAAUGCCCAUUUCUCUACUCUGUCCUGAUUGCACACAGCUACCUCGGUGCAUUUUUGUGCGCCCUCUCCUUUUUAUUUCUUCAUACAGGGAACAUAAUAGGGUCCUUUUACAGAACCCUGUCGCCUUCUCGGCUUCCCCACAACCUGUCCUAUUACCAUAGCAACGUCCGGGAAUCGUCGACGGCUUGACCCAUGCAUUGCAGUCCUUGGCCCCAGUGCACCGGCUCCGGCUUCAGCCAUGUCGGACAAGAAUACAGCGGCUGGCGGCGGUGACAGAGCGAGAGGCGAACCGGCAGAAGAUGUGCUGGUUGAGGAGAACCAAAGUGGUUCUGUGUCGUUGCCCAGCCUGAUGACCCCCUCCUCAGCUGCUUGCAUGUCCUUGAGCAUGGAGAUGCCCCGGAAGCGCAAGGGCAGCUUGGACAACCAGGAUACAAAAUCUUCUUCCAUCCCUGACGCAGACGACCAAAACAGGUCAGAUGGAGAGGACCAAAAUGUCAAAAUGAAAUGUUUCAGGGAACCGCACAGCCAAAUUGAGAAGAGAAGACGGGACAAAAUGAACAAUCUUAUUGACAAACUGUCAGCCAUGAUCCCUUCCUGUAACCCCAUGUCUCGUAAGCUGGACAAACUCACUGUGCUCAGAAUGGCUGUGCAGCACCUCAAAUCUCUCAAAGGUUCAGCAAGUUCUUUUUCUGAAGGAAACUUCAAACCGUCAUUCCUACCCGACGAGGAGCUCAAACACCUUGUCCUCAAGGCUGCAGAUGGGUUCCUGUUUGUAGUGGGCUGUGAUCGUGGGAAAAUAGUUUUUGUCUCAGAGUCCGUCACGAAGAUAUUAAAUUAUAGUCGGGCAGAGCUGAUUGGACAGAGCCUGUUUGAUUACAUACACCCAAAGGACAUGGGAAAAGUGAAGGAACAGCUGUCCGCUUCUGAAUUAUACCCUCGUGAACGGCUAAUAGAUGCUAAAACUGGUCUGCAGGUCCAGGCUGACGUCCCAGUUGGUGCAGCACAACUGUGUUCGGGCGCACGCCGCACAUUCUUCUGCCGAAUGAAGUACAAUAAAAUUUCUAUCAAGGUGGAGGAUAAGGAAUUCCAAGCCAGCACCUCCAAAAAGAAAGAGUCCCAGAAGUACUGCACGGUCCACUGUACAGGCUACAUGCGCAGCUGGCCUAACAGUCAUUCGGAAGUGGAUGGGGGUGGGGAGCCAGACAAGCAGGAUAGCUCCUACUACAGCUGCCUGGUGGCGGUGGGACGCAUCCACUCCCACUCAUCUCCCCAGGUUAAUGGAGAGGUCCGAGUUAAACCCAUAGAGUUCAUCACACGCUAUGCAAUGGACGGAAAAUUCACCUUUGUCGAUCAAAGAGCAACAACGAUUCUUGGUUAUCUUCCCCAAGAAUUGCUUGGGACAUCAUGCUAUGAGUACUUCCAUCAAGACGACUUACCACAUUUAGCUGACAGACAUCGAAAAGUGCUGCGGAGUAAAGACAAAAUAGAGACAGACUGCUAUAAGUUUAAAACUAAAUUUGGUUCCUUCGUCACUCUGCAAAGUCAGUGGUUUAGUUUUGUCAAUCCCUGGACCAAAGAAGUAGAAUACAUAGUAUCAACUAACACAGUUAUAUCGUAUUAUCCUAGUCGAACCAGUCGGUCGGAACUGUCGAGCAAUUCCAAGAAUUCAGAAGAAGAUGGCAACAAGUCCCUUCAAGUUAUACCAGGCAUCUCCACCACACCUGGAGCUAUGAUUUACGCUGGAAGCAUAGGGACCCAGAUUGCCAAUGAACUGUUGGAUUUCAACAGGAUGAACUCCUCAUCUUCCAGUGGGAGCAUCAGCCCGUUCAGUCUACCGCAGGAUAAGUCUCCACUAACUCCCAAUCAAAUCAGCAAUAAUGUGCCAAAUGGAGGGGCUACAGACAUGGAGAUUCCAGGAAAGUCCAGCUCAGAGGAUGAGCCCCAAGGAGCUGCGUUCUCAGGAGGAGAAUCCCUCAUGGUAGAGAAUUCCCAGCUGGAUUUGGACAGCAUGGUUGGACCGGGCCUUAGCAGUCUUAGCAAUGACGAAGCAGCCAUGGCAGUGAUCAUGAGCCUCCUGGAGACGGACACAAACUUGGGCGAAGCUGUGGACGUUGAAGAGAUGCACUGGUCUUCAUAGAAUCUGCUCUAAUGGUGUGAUGUUGUUGCACACGGAAAAACACUCAGCCAUUAUUUUUGUGUUGACAACUGUUUAAAUGCUUGCUCUUACUUAGGAAAGCAUUCUUUUUAGUUACAGGACCUUUUUUAUUUAUUAGAAACCUUUUUCCGCAUAAGCUGUGUGGUCUUCUUGUGGCUCCUCUUACAGGGAGUGGGAUCAAAGACAAAAAAGGGACACCUGCUUUCCUUCUUCAGGAGGAUGAUGUGCCUCUAAAGCCUUACAGCGGCCGACUGCCCCGAAACGUUGGUCCUCACUGCUCUCCUUACUCCUCUACUGUCAUCCUCUGUUUAGCUGAAGAGGCCUCACAAGGUGACUUGUGUUGCGAUGGCUCUGGAUUUUCUCCUUCACCUACAUUUGAACGAAGGUUGGGAGUGACAAUGCAAAAGAAAUUUGCACUGAAUUUGAUCUUUUAGUUAGGUACUGUAUGUUUUAAUUAUGCUGGGGAUGACACCUUAACAACCUGGCCGUCUCUCUAACCCCUCAGGAUCCAAGCUGUAGGUACCCAGUGUACCACGGCAGACCACACUUCCAUAACCUCUAACUUUGAGAGUCACCUAAUAGUGUGCCACUCAGAGAUUUUCUCUUGUCGGUAUCUGAACAUUUUUCACAGAAACAGUCGAACAGUUCCUCUCUCGUACAUUGACUUGAACAUUGUAUCUAUGGGUGGAUUUGGUAUGGUUGCAAACACCAUGUCUUCAAGCCAUAUCUGUCUUAAAGGGAUACUUUGCCUAGGAAGAAUAUUUUAGUUUUUUGGUAUAUACUUCUAUUGAAAUUUAGUACAAAAAUAUUGGCUGCCCUGAAAUUUAAUGUGCCCUGGCUCGAAUCAUUU
This is a messenger RNA of Etheostoma cragini (Arkansas darter), 3021 nucleotides long. RefSeq names its product aryl hydrocarbon receptor nuclear translocator-like 2 (gene bmal2). The record is from RefSeq and is a predicted model, not a curated record. Gene Ontology annotation, cellular component: nucleus; transcription regulator complex; aryl hydrocarbon receptor complex. Lineage: Eukaryota; Metazoa; Chordata; Actinopteri; Perciformes; Percidae. Gene Ontology annotation, biological process: regulation of transcription by RNA polymerase II. The transcript is spliced from 17 exons. Bases 255 to 2153 code for a protein of 632 amino acids. Gene Ontology annotation, molecular function: DNA-binding transcription factor activity, RNA polymerase II-specific; protein dimerization activity; RNA polymerase II cis-regulatory region sequence-specific DNA binding.